Messenger RNA from Punctularia strigosozonata HHB-11173 SS5, 2038 nucleotides. RefSeq lists its product as uncharacterized. The record is from RefSeq and is a predicted model, not a curated record. The transcript has 2 exons. Bases 125 to 2038 code for a protein of 637 amino acids. NCBI's taxonomy places the organism in Eukaryota, Fungi, Basidiomycota, Agaricomycetes, Corticiales, Punctulariaceae.
GACACACUCGCCAAGACUUUCUUUGGAGGAACGCGCUCUAUAUCAUGCAUGCGACGGUGGCCAGAUGAAACGUCCUCUGUCUUAAACCUCACCGUCAACGUUACACGAUCCUUCCCCCUCAACGAUGCCGUUCGGUCUGUUCUCGUCCUCUUCCAAGCAGAAGAGCAGCAAACCCUCGGCACCGCGUCCAACACGCGCUCGCUCCAACUCCCUGGUCGGAUCCGGACCCGUUCCCUUGUUCUCCAGCGGCCGUCGCUCUCGAUCACAUAGUCGCCAGGCCGAAGUCGUCCCCGCUGCGCCGGCGCAGCAGGGAUACUUCCCCCCGCCCGCGGCGUCAGCUCAGUUCGAUGCUCACCAACGCGCCCACGAGGGAAGCCACCGUCACCCCGACGUCGUCAUGGACGCCUGCGACAUCCCCGCGCCGAAGAUCCACGAGCCGCUUGACCUCCGCUUGUACGACGCCAUCGUCCCGCGCGACCUUGCCUUGCACACCUUCCAGGCGCAGUGCUUUGGCUGCCUCCGAUGCAAGACUGUGUGGCAGUACGGUAUGAAGAUGGAAUGCCAGUGUAGCGAGGGGGGCCGCGACCCUCGCGAGCCGGAGUACGGUAUCAUCGGCCAAGGUCAACGAGGAACCACUGGGGAUGUGUUUCGGUUCACCAUCCCGUUGAUCAUAAAUGAGGACAAGAGGAAGUGGCUGAUGAAAGAGCGGCGACCCAGCAAGUACCGCGAACAGAUCACAGCUAGGGACAGCACGCUUGCCAUCCUCGACGGGCACAUACCUCCUACCCCCGGGUCUCACCGCGAUCGGUCCUGGUCGCUCGGCUACGCGGGCGAGCAUCACUCCGAUCCCAGCUCCUCCAGUCACAGCGGCAAAGGCACGCGUGUUCAAAGCUGGGUGGCUCAGAAUGGCCAACAACCUCCCGCUUCGAUGCCGCCUCCAGCUCCCGUGCCCCGCUCGAGGCACAGGGACCAGAAAGAGACCAAGGAACAGAGAGAGAGACGUUUGACGCCGAUCCCCACGAUGGCGGGGCUCUCGGACGAUCGACAUCGCCGCAUUGCAGCCAACCCUCCACCCGUUCCUCAGAUGCACGAUCCGCGCGUCCAGCCCAAGUACGGCGACCUUCCGCCGGUACCGCCGCACGUCGACCCAUAUCAACGCGCGACCGAUCCAAGGUUGGAUGCUUCUCGUGGAACGAAGGCCUCGAAGAAGCCGGAAUACGCCCCUAGCGCGCAGGACUUCAAUCCUCGCGGCCACGGGACGAACACGCAUGGAGUUUCCCCGACCGGGAUGCUUAUCCCUUCCAAAUCGCAGCCUAUUACGACCGGUCCCGUUUCGUCUCAGUCUCACGUUCGCGGUCACAGUUCCCAAGCGCAAAGCUCUUCGACAUCUCGCCCUCCAAGCGCUGCCCUGAUGGCUAACGUGCCACCGCAAGCGCCAGCCCGUGGGUACACCAAAGAGCGUCGUCACGAAGAAGGCACAGCACCUCCCAUUCCUCACCCGUACCAUGACGCCGGUCACUCGCAGGAUCGAUCCGGAGCUCGCGACACGGUCAAGGCGCAGGCGCCGGCCCAAGCUCUCCCUCUUUACAGUUCAAACAAUCACUCGCAUGGCUCGUACGCCAAGGCGCAGGCGCCGGCACCCCCUCCUCUGAGUGCCCGCAGCUACUCAUAUGGCUCGUCCGAUCCUCGUGCCCCAGACCCUCGCUCAGCCCCUAAGACGUCCGUACCAGCUCCACCUCCCAUGGACGCGCGUAGCUACUCGCACAGCUCCUCUAAUCCUCGCGCUGGGAGAACUCAAGCGCCCCUUCUCACAAGCGCACGCAGCUACUCCCAAGGCCCGACGGACGCGCGCGUUCCUCUCCCCGCCCAUGCACCCCUGCGUUCGUGCAUGAAAGGCGGCCGGUUCGAUGCGCCUGCGAGCGGCAGCGACGACGAGCGUGGGCGGCGCCCCACCCGUGAGCCCGUGUAUCGUGGAGCCUACCCGCCGCCCGCUCCUGGCGCGGCAACGCAAUCCACGCGCAAGCAUUCCCGGCGUUGA